AUGGAGACUCAUGUGGAUGCGUCUAAUGUUCCGGAUGUCUGUAAAAAGGUGUGUCGUUCAUGGAGUUGGGCUUCAAACGUUGUUUGUCGUACCAAGGGAACGCGUAUAUUGGUGGGAUGGGAUGCUGAUGUGGUGGAUGUUAUGGUAUUAUCUCAAUCUGAUCAGGUUAUGCAUACCCAGAUUGUUUUUAAACUUGAUCAAAAAAUGUUAUUUUGCUCUUUUGUUUAUGCCGAUAACCAUUACAAGAAUAGACGACUAUCGUGGAACAACUUGUGUACUCAUCACUCUUUUAUGAAGGAUAAUCCUUGGGCUAUUAUGGGCGAUUUUAACUCAUCGUUAUUUCUUGAAGAUUCUCUCACAAGCACAUCUUCAAGCAGUAUAGGGAUGAGGGAGUUCAAGGAGUGUGUAAACAAUAUAGAGGUGUUUGACAUAAAUACUUCGGGUUUGCAUUAUAGGUGGACGAAUAAACAGAAACAGGGUGCCGUCUUCAAGAAAAUUGAUAGAAUCCUUGGGAAUAAUUCAUUUAUUGACGGAUUCCCUACGGUUGCGGCUUCGUUUCAUCCGUACCAUAUCUCGGACCAUUCUCCUUGUAUACUUGCUUUGCCAAGUGUCACAAGGGAGAAGCCAAAACCGUUUAAGUUUGUUAAUCUAUUGGCGGAUAAAAAAGGAUUUACGGAGGAGGUUAAACGGGUGUGGGAAACUGAUGUUCAAGGGUUUGCUAUGUACCAAGUUGUUCAGAAACUUAAGGCUCUUAAGACUCCGCUACGGAAACUGUUUAAGCAGCAAGGUAAUUUGCAUGAGAAGGUCAAAGUCGCUCGGAACAAUCUGGAUGAUUGCCAGCAUGCUAUUGAUAAUAAUCCUCUAAGCUUGGAUUUGAAAAAUCAGCAUGCUAAUUUUGUUAAAAUGUAUAUGGAGGCGGUGCGGGAUGAAGCCUUAUUCUUACAACAGAAAUCUAAAGUUGAUUGGUUAUCGCUGGGUGACUCAAAUAUGAAGUUUUUCCACAAUGUGGUUAAAGUGAAAAAUCAUAGGAGCAGAAUCUUUUCAAUUUGGGAUGCCAAUGGAAAUCUUUAUGAGGGAGGAAUGGUUCCGCAGGUGAUGGUUGAUCAUUAUACGCAAUUUUUUGGGACCGCGGGUAUUAUAAAUCUUGAUCCGUUGCCGGAUCUGUUUGUUAAUGUGUUGUCGAGUCAGAAAGCGGAUGCUAUGGUUUGA
Molecule: messenger RNA, 1209 nt
Organism: Helianthus annuus (common sunflower)
Lineage: Eukaryota; Viridiplantae; Streptophyta; Magnoliopsida; Asterales; Asteraceae
Exons: 1
Coding region: 1-1209 (402 amino acids)
Source: RefSeq, a predicted model, not a curated record